This is a messenger RNA of Erinaceus europaeus (western European hedgehog), 3252 nucleotides long. Its product is annotated as disintegrin and metalloproteinase domain-containing protein 1a-like. Lineage: Eukaryota; Metazoa; Chordata; Mammalia; Eulipotyphla; Erinaceidae. The transcript has a single exon. Bases 390 to 2996 code for a protein of 868 amino acids. Gene Ontology annotation, molecular function: metalloendopeptidase activity. Gene Ontology annotation, cellular component: external side of plasma membrane; sperm head plasma membrane; plasma membrane. The record is from RefSeq and is a predicted model, not a curated record. Gene Ontology annotation, biological process: male gonad development; proteolysis; binding of sperm to zona pellucida.
CUGUCCUCUCCCCUCCCCCAACCGUCCUCCCAGAAUGCUGAGUUUUAAGAAUGAGCAGAUUAACUGCUAUCAGGAGUAGUAUGACUUGGGCUGACGAGAAAGGACAUUUUGCCUGAGUUACAGUUACUGACUGAAACAGUACAGGAUGUGAGCAUAAAAGGAAAUAAGAAGGAAUAUUAAAGCUGUUACUGUUGGAAGUCAGAAGACUACCAGAGGUCAAAUGAAGGAAAAACAGACCUAGAAACACAUCCAGUAUAGGCUGCAGCCACCCAAAGAAAGCAAGCACAGACCUGUAGAUGCUACAAGAGGCUCUGAGGUUCAAGAUGUCAGAAAAAAUGUCGAUUACUGCUAGACAUAUGCCCUGCUUCCUCAACUGAUUCCCUAGAGUCAUGUUGGUGGCAACUUCUGUGCAAGGCUCUGGCUCUGUACCACCUUCUUUAUGGGAAAACCAAGUGAUCUGGAAAGAGGGUAAGAUAAAAUUUCAGACUUGGGUGUUGCAAAAGAGAGGCUUGAAGAUAAGUCCAGUGCCAAGAUCUUUGUAUAUUAGAUUAGGGAUUAUGUUACUGUUGUUGAUUUUUCUGCCAUCCAUGUACUGUGAUCUGGGGUCUCUAUAUACUUUCUAUGAAACAGUCAUUCCCAGGAGUCUGGCCGUGCAGGGCAGGCAUGAAGAUCCAGUGGAAAAGGCAUCCUAUGUGCUCUUGAUGCAGGGCCAGAAGCAACUGAUUCACCUCAAGGUGAAGAGAGAGUAUUUUGUGAAGGACUUUCCAGUCUUCAGCUACCACAAUGGCAUCCUGGGCCAAGAAAUGCCAUUCAUCUCACAUGACUGUCACUAUGAAGGCUACAUAGAAGGAGUCCCGGGCUCUUUUGUUUCUGUCAGCACCUGUUCAGGUCUCAGGGGCAUCCUGGUUAAAGAGGGAACAUCGUAUGGCAUCAAGCCCCUGGAGACUUCACAACGGUUUGAACAUGCCUUGUACACCGUGGCACGGCAGGCUCGAGCCUCCUGUGGCGUCUCUGCCAAAGACAGCCAGGCAGUGCCCACCAGCAGGCAACAAGAGCACAGGAAGCCCAGCAGUGCAGAGGCGCUGUCCUCCCUGUGGACACGCACCAAGUACGUGGAGAUGUUUGUCGUGGUCAACCACCAGCGGUUCCGGAUGUGGGGCAGUAGCAUCAACGAGACAGUCCAGAGAGUGAUGGACAUCACUGCCCUGGCCAACGGCUUCACCAGGGGCAUCAACACAGAGGUGGUGCUGGCUGGAAUGGAGAUUUGGACCGAGGGGGACCUCAUAGAGGUUCCAGAGGACUUGGGAGUUUCGCUGAGGAAUUUCAAUAGCUGGAGACAAGAGACGCUGUCGGCUCGGGUGAAGCAUGACGUCGCCCACAUGAUUGUUGGUCAUCAUCCUGCAGGGGCCAUGGGCCAGGCGUUUCUCAGUGGCGCCUGCUCACGAGGCUUUGCAGCAGCUAUUGAAUCCUUCUAUCACGAAGACGUCCUCCUCUUUGUGGCGCUCAUGGUCCACGAGCUGGGGCACAACUUGGGUAUUCAGCAUGACCACCCUGCCUGCAUUUGUAAGGAUCAACACUUCUGCCUCAUGCAGGAAGGCAUCACUCCGGGAAGUGGUUUCAGCAACUGCAGCUCUGACUACUACUAUCACUUCCUGAGGGAACACAGAGGGGCCUGCCUGUUUGACAGGCCUCAGCACAAAAGCCGCAGGCGUAGGGAUGCCCUGUGUGGAGAUGGUGUGGUGCAGGCAGGUGAGCAGUGUGACUGUGGGUCUGACUGUGACAGUCACCCGUGCUGUGAGGAGACAUGUACUCUGAAGGACGAUGCUCAGUGUAGUGAGGGACUCUGUUGUUCUGACUGCCAGCUGAAAAGGAGGGGGUCCACUUGCCGUCCUGCUUUAGGAGAGUGUGACCUCCCAGAGUACUGCAGCGGUACCUCCAGUGAAUGCCCCAAGGACAGGUUCAAGCUGGAUGGUACACAGUGUGAUAUUGUUCACUACUGUGUUGGCGGCCAGUGUCAGGACCCUGAUAUUCAAUGCAUGAAUAUCUAUGGGGAAGACGCCAGGUCGGCCUCUGAAGAUUGCUACCUCGAAAUGAACAGCAAAGGGAACCGAUUUGGAAACUGUGGCUAUCCUGCUAGUGCUAACCAGCCGUAUGUCAAGUGUUUUGAUGAGGAUGUAUUUUGUGGGAAACUUAUAUGUACAAAUAUUAAGAAGGUACCACCCAUCAGCCCUUACUCUGUACUGAUCCAGGUUGCUCACCAAGAUGACUUCUGCUGGAGCAUGGAUGCCCAUGCCACUGUGGAGCUGCCUGAGAGUGGAGACGUGCACAGUGGCACCUACUGUGCUCCAGACAAAGUGUGCAUGAACCACUCCUGCACCGAUUAUGGCGUGUUCAACUAUGACUGUGAACCAGGCUCCAUGUGUAAUGGGAAAGGGGUUUGUAACGACUUAAGACAUUGCCAUUGUGACUAUGGCUAUGCCCCUCCUGGCUGUGUAGAUCCAGGGAAUGGGGGUAGUGUGGACAGCGGUCCUCCUGAAAAAACAAGUAUCCAAACUAUAGAUGAAAGUACUGAUCUUCGUUUUAGUAAUGAAGAGAAAGAGAUUCUUCGCAAGGUAGCAUAUGUAGUUCCUGCAUUUCUUGUAAUAUUACUGUUACUUUUAAUUAUUUUUGUUAGCCUCAGGACUGGAAUAGAAUCAGUAGAGACCCCAGGUGCCAGCUCAAUAACAAGCUCAGCAAGGAGCUCAGAGACUGCUAUUUCACAGACAGAAGCACCAGGACAGGGUGAACCAGCAGAGGCCCCAACAGGUGAGGGACUCCUACCACCAGAGGAAGCCCCACCAUCAGAGGAAGCCCCACCACCAGAGGAAGGCCAACCAUCACAGGAGGGCCCCCUGCCAGAGGAGUCCCCCCUACCAGAAGACCCUCCACCACCACCGGAGGCACCUCCACCACCGGAGGAGCCCCCUCCACCAGAGGCACCACCAGUAGCUCCAUAAGAAGCAGCAGAUGAAGCACAGGGAUAACCAAAGACAGAAAAGUGGGAAAGAAACCAAAUAAAUAAUACCUCAAGUCCUAAGUGGCAAUGAGAGACACCAAGAAGCCACGGUGAAGUGAAAUUAAUGGCUCCAGUGACUCUUGUUGGGACACUACAGAAACACCAAUAUGGGAGGAAGGGGUCCUGUGCUUUCAAUAUUAUUUUGAGCAUUUUGUGUAUAUAUUCAUAAAUGAAAUCAUACAUGAAAUAUUCCACAA